AGAGUAGCCGUGUGACUAGAAGAAACUUGAGCAUGAGAUGAUGUGGUAGACGUUCGCUACUGCUUUUUUCUGAAAAGUCCUUUUGAGAUCUGUUCUUAGACGCGUGUUUAGUGGACAUUGCUAUGGAGGGUCUUGCGCUGAUUUAUGAAACCCGCAUCGGCCGAUUCAACAAUAUACGGAUUCGCGGCAGACAUGUUCAGUUGUGGUUGGUAGAUGCCUAUCAUCUGUAUGAGCUUGACAGGCUGCUGCAGGAGGAUGAAGCACAAUACCAGUUUGCCUUUAAGUUUGUCCGCGCUUUCCCACAGAUACAGAAAUGGUCCCAAUUGAUCAUACUCAUCAGAGCGCUGCCGUAUCGUACAUGGGAGCUACAGGCCGCCAAAAAGUGGUACGGCAAGCUCCAUGUACUUCUACGCCUGAAUACCCAGUUCCACUUUUUCGGAUUGUGGCUCUCGACAUUGGGCGGUGCCCAUUCCGCACUAGGUGAUACAGAUCGCAGUCACGCCAUCAGGGCGUUCCAUCUCGGAGUGCAACAGAUGCGAGUUGCGCAACGAAUGGGAAACACCUAUCUUGAGUACAUGUGUUUACUCCACUUGUCGCACGGGAUGAUCCAAUUGGAGCAGUACACCGCCGCCAGACACGCCAUUGAACGGUGCUGGAAGGUGCGACAGGCCUCGUUCAAGUACGACGACAAGUUCACUCAAAGUUGCCAAGCGGCCUGGCGCCGACUGAAUAUUGCGCUGCGCAAACGGAGACUAAAGAGACUGGAGAUGGCAAGUGGCUGACGUUACAGCACCGCCGUAUAUACUAGUGCACUCUGGUAGAAACCAGGAGAAUGCAUGCAUGACUAACAGGGGUUGGCAGUUGGCGCAUGAGGGUGAAAGGGUGAAUAAAUCUACCCACGCAGCGUAUGCCGUAUCUUCACAGAAUCCUUCGUAAACACACAUAAAUGCCUGUACGCCCGGAAUUGAAACCGCAAUUUCCGAAAAGCGGCAUGCCUCACUCUGUAAAAGAGAUGGCUGGUGCGAUCAUCCAAGUGAUUCGUACUAUUGAAAAUGCAUAUAACAUGACAAGUCU
Messenger RNA from Sphaeroforma arctica JP610, 1074 nucleotides. RefSeq lists its product as hypothetical. The record is from RefSeq and is a predicted model, not a curated record. NCBI's taxonomy places the organism in Eukaryota, Ichthyosporea, Ichthyophonida. Bases 123 to 782 code for a protein of 219 amino acids. The transcript is spliced from 7 exons.